This is a messenger RNA of Nilaparvata lugens (brown planthopper), 813 nucleotides long. RefSeq lists its product as uncharacterized. The coding region runs from base 1 to 813 and encodes 270 amino acids. The record is from RefSeq and is a predicted model, not a curated record. NCBI's taxonomy places the organism in Eukaryota, Metazoa, Arthropoda, Insecta, Hemiptera, Delphacidae. The transcript has a single exon.
AUGGAACUGACAAACUUGUAUCAAUAUAGUGCAUCGUCAGAGGGCCGUAUCCGAGUAAAGUCUAACCCAAGUCAUGGGUUGGUGGCCGAAGGGGCAGUGCAGGGACAGCCUGUAACACUCGACCAAAUGAACAAAUUGCUGGACAAACUUAGUGACAACUUGUAUCAAAGACUGAGUACCGAUAUUGCUGCGUGUAAGGAGUUGCUGGAGACGAACACGCAAGAAAUAAGCAAGCAACGGGAGCAGAUUUCAAACCUACUUGAAGAAAACUCCAGGUUAAAAGCCAAAUUAAGGGAAACUGAGCUGAACCAGGACGAGCUUGAACAGUACAGCCGUAAAAAUACCGUUGAAAUUUUUGGCGUGCCGGAGUUCGAAAACGAAGAUAUUGCUGAACGUAUUAUUGGAAUUGCGGAGGCUCUCAACGUUAAGUUGGACGCCACAUCGAUUGACGCGUGUCAUAGGCUGCCAAAGCGGAAAAAUCAAGCGACUCCUGCCAUAGUGGUGCGUUUGGUGCGGCGUGGAGAUACGGAAGCGUUGCUGAGAAACAGGCGGGCCUGCAAGUCAUUCACGACCAACGACAUCAAUGUUCAGGGAAACAAUCCGAUCUACCUGAACAAAUCUCUAACGGCGAAAAGAAGGAAGAUAUUCGCAAACGCUAAAUUGAUGCUUGGAGAUAAUGAUGCGCGUCGAGUGUGGAUUGAUCAUGCCGGUAGAGUCAAGUUGCGGAGUGUAGACGGUAAGGUGGUUAAAAUUCUAAGAGAUGAGGAGGAUUUGAGUUACAUUGAGAGUAGUGGGACAGUAAUUAACAAAUAG